Molecule: messenger RNA, 422 nt
Organism: Danaus plexippus (monarch butterfly)
Lineage: Eukaryota; Metazoa; Arthropoda; Insecta; Lepidoptera; Nymphalidae
Product: U6 snRNA-associated Sm-like protein LSm6
Exons: 2
Coding region: 113-352 (79 amino acids)
Biological process (GO): maturation of SSU-rRNA; mRNA splicing, via spliceosome
Cellular component (GO): nucleolus; U6 snRNP; U4/U6 x U5 tri-snRNP complex
Molecular function (GO): RNA binding
Source: RefSeq, a predicted model, not a curated record
GAAAUAAAAUUUUUGACAACAAAAUACCUCGAAACAUUAGAAAAGCCGCCAAGUAGAUCCGAAAUAACUAUAGGUAAUUAAAUUUACAAAUUGAAAAUAUUUUAUUGCUAAAAUGAGUCGCAAGGAAGCUCUGUCAUCGUUUAUCCAACAAAUUCACGGGCGACCAGUUGUAGUGAAAUUAAAUAGCGGUGUGGAUUAUCGAGGAGUUCUUGCUUGUUUGGACGGCUAUAUGAACAUAGCUUUAGAACAGACUGAAGAAUAUGUAAAUGGACAACUCAAAAAUAAAUACGGAGAUGCAUUUAUAAGAGGCAACAAUGUUUUAUAUAUAAGUACACAGAAACGCAGAAUAUAAAACCAUCUGUGGAAUGCCGUACUCUGUGAUUUAAAAGACUAAAUAUUCUCAAUAAAUCAUAUUAAAUGUC